GCUUUGGCCUAUUGCUCAGUUUAGGAGGGGAACUAGUUAUGAAGACGAACAAGGCGACGGUGUUGACAUUUGCAGAGAAAUGCAAGAGUAUACUGUCUGCGAAUUGGCGAGGGCAGCUGAAUACCAUCAAGGCUGAUGCUAAAGGAAGCAAGGAGGACAUUUACACAUCAAAGAUCAAGUACAUAUGCAAAAGAGGGAAGCCGUACAUUUGGAUACCAGAGAAGGAGUUGCACAAUGUGAACUUAAUUGUUGAUGAACGGGGUUCUUUUUCUGUGGCUAGUCCCAUCCCAGGGCCACUGGCAGGUUUACUUAGAUCAAUAAAGAAGUUACCAGAUCGAGUUGCUCUGACUGGAGAUGUUGUUCCUUUAACUGAUGAAAAGGCUCAGUCCGCAACAAAAGUCCUUAGAGAAGUCAUGCAAUCGGAACAGAGAGCAAUCAGUGCUUCCAGUUAUACAGUGUCAGGUGUAUUAAGUUCUUCUGAUCAUAGUCGUACUUCGCGGAGUGAAAACCUUAAGGAUCUCUUGGAAGGGGAUGAAAAGUACAUAGUUUAUAAGUUCAACCAGAGAUCUUGCAUGUACAUUGAUGGAAAUGGAAGCACUCAUGAAAUUGAUGAAGAAGACAUGGGUCAAUGUAAAGCAGAUCCGUUAGCUUGUUUAUCUGCUAAGCUUAUUGAUGGGAUAAAUCAGAGUGUAGCAAGACGCAGAGCCCUGACGCUUUUUUGUUUGACAUACAAGAAUGCAAAUGCUAAGGAUGCAUACAUGCUGUCUGUCGAUCACAAGGGAUUUGAGGUAUUGAGCAAGGUUGCCGGUCCAUUGUCGAAGGGAGACAUUGGUCAGUACCAGUGGAAGGAGUUCAGAUUUAACUUGAAGGAAGAGGCACGUGAUGUUGAAUCAUUCUGCCGUCAACUUGUAGAAAUGGAAAUGGAUGCUGUUAAGGAGGUCUCAAGCCAUAGUGGUUUAGCCUGACAAGGUAUCAUGGCUGUUCUAUAUCAGUUACGUGUCUUUGUUUUUUCAUUUUGACAUAUUUUUAUGGAAAGAAUUUUUUGAUUCUGGUUCCCUGUUAAUAUUGUUGUUCCACCCUUCAAUUCAUACUACUGCGAGAACCUUCUGUAUAAUAGUCCAAGUCAUGAACUGACCAAAGACAACAUAAGGAUUUCUACAUAAUCUGUUGAAGCCUUGAAGGACCGGUUCCUAAAAGUCAUGCUAAUUUUCUGCAAUGCUAAACCUCAAAUAUUGUGAGGAGGUUUAGCAUGACAUAAUCUGUUUUAGCAACGUUUGAUCAUGGGCAAGAUUCAUAAUUGCCUGGACUCUUGUUAGCAGAAAGAGCUAGGGCAUAAGAACAGGUUAUUUUGCUAAGAACUAAACCUUUUUGACGGGAUCUCAUUUUUACAAUACAAUAAACUUGUUACAGAUAGGUUUCAUAGGUAAUCAUGCUUAACAAACUUAACAAGUAACAUCAUAAAGAUGUUGGCAAAUGUUCAAAAGCACAUACUGUACCGACAUA
Messenger RNA from Fragaria vesca subsp. vesca, 1503 nucleotides. RefSeq lists its product as uncharacterized. Lineage: Eukaryota; Viridiplantae; Streptophyta; Magnoliopsida; Rosales; Rosaceae. The record is from RefSeq and is a predicted model, not a curated record. The transcript is spliced from 9 exons. Bases 39 to 965 code for a protein of 308 amino acids.